AUGGCGGCAGGGGUGCGCACAGAUGGUGACACUUAUGGAAGUAAUGGUUGUAGCAAAUGUAAGAACAACCCAACUGGGGCAGAACCAAGUCCUGAGGUCGCUUCACAAGACGACAAACGCCGCCAAAAAGCGCAAAUGACUCGAAGGGCGGUGCAAAAAAUGUCGGGGUCGAUAUGCUUGGCCGAAACUGGAUCUUCAAAUCAAUCCAUAGCUUACUUAACGGCAGAAGCAGCGCACAACUUGAUGACAUCAUCUCAGAUCUCCGCACUGACAAGUGUACCACCGGAUAUAGGAGAUUUACAUGCAUACAUUGUUGGCGAAAAAGCGAUCAAUACAACACCUGUGAGUGUCAGCUUCCAAAAGUCCGCAAAUGGAUUUGAAGUCGAGACAUCACCGAUAGCGGCAUCAGCAAAAUGCGGCACCAAGCCAACGAUAGCUCAUGUCAGAACGCAAUGCGAUACAUAG
This is a messenger RNA of Plasmopara halstedii, 465 nucleotides long. RefSeq lists its product as uncharacterized. The record is from RefSeq and is a predicted model, not a curated record. NCBI's taxonomy places the organism in Eukaryota, Oomycota, Peronosporomycetes, Peronosporales, Peronosporaceae. The transcript has 2 exons. Bases 1 to 465 code for a protein of 154 amino acids.